CUAUACAUUUGCAAUGGCUCCCUUAAUGCAUUUCUUUACCACUCUUCUCUUUCUCCUAAUUCCACUUGAGGCCACCACCAACUAUCAACAUGGACUCAAAUCACUCCACUUUGCACUCUACCAACAUGAAACCAUAAACAAAACCGGUUUCAUCGUUGUACCCGGAGUAGCUGGGCCACCGGUUAGCCAAACCACGACUCCGUUUGGGACCUUGUUUGUCUUUCAAGAUCCCUUAACUCUUAAAUCAAAUCCUACUUCAAAACUUGCUGGAACAGCUGAAGGAACCUCGAUCACUUCUGGACUAGACGGGCUUCAAAGCCUCUCUAUUGCUAAAGUCACUUUGAAUGUGAAAAAACACAAAGGCUCAAUCUCGCUUGUUGGUGUCACAAAUAACAUUAAGCCUUCAAAUCAUCCUGUUGUAGGUGGCACCGGUGAUUUUCUAUUUGUUCAAGGUUAUGUGACGUCGUCUCCAGUUAAUCUCGUUGGGUUAACUGUUACUUACAAGAUUGAGUUUCAUCUUUAUUGGCCUCCUUAUGCAUCUCCUAAACUGUAAACAUUAGUCAAGAACACAUUCUUGAUUACCUUAUUAUGUUAUGCUUGUUGUUUAGUUAUGUUUUUUAUUUAAUGUUUCAUUUUCUAUGGUUAGAACUAAGGUGAACAAUUUAUAUUAUUUUCGCC
Molecule: messenger RNA, 678 nt
Organism: Helianthus annuus (common sunflower)
Lineage: Eukaryota; Viridiplantae; Streptophyta; Magnoliopsida; Asterales; Asteraceae
Product: dirigent protein 19
Exons: 1
Coding region: 14-553 (179 amino acids)
Source: RefSeq, a predicted model, not a curated record